UGAUUGUUGGAGUUCUAACUUCUAAGAAGUUUUUUCUACUAAUGGCGACUGAAUCUGCUUCGACUUCAAACGCUAUUCCUAUACAUGGUGUGAACCCUUCUGCAUCUUCUCAAUUCACGUACUCGAACGGUUCUUAUUUCCCUCUACCAUUUCACCUUCAACAAUCAGACCCCAUGGCCAUCCAGCAGUACCCUAACCCAUACAUUCCUCCACUUCCGACGGUGCAAAUCCCUCCACCGGUCAAAGUCCUCCCUGCUCCGGUUAUCUCUUCUGUGUAUUCGGUUCCUGCGCUCGUCGUCUCCGGUGUGUAUUCGCUCCCACAGUAUCAGCAGGCCCAACAGUUAUUUCAGAGGGAUGCACACACAAUUACACCAGAAGCUCUUGAGAGUGUGAAAGCUGCACUUGCAAGCAGUGAGAUUGAGAACAAGUCGGAGACCAAGAAGAAAGUGAUACCUCGUAAAGCUGCUGGUCAAACUUGGGAUGAUCCAACCCUUGCAGAGUGGCCAGAGAAUGAUUUUCGCUUGUUUUGUGGGGAUCUUGGUAAUGAAGUGAAUGAUGAGGUUCUUUCAAAAGCAUUUUCAAGAUUUCCUUCCUUUAACAUGGCAAGGGUGGUUAGAGAUAAGCGGACUGGCAAAACCCGAGGUUAUGGAUUUGUUAGCUUUGCCAAACCUUCAGACCUUGCAGCGGCAUUGAAAGAAAUUAAUGGUAAAUAUGUCGGAAACCGCCCAAUCAAACUUCGUAAGAGCACCUGGAAGGAGAGGACUGAUUAUGAAGCUCUGGAGAGGCAAAAGCAGAACCAGACUAAAAAGAAACCAAAGAUGCCAAAGAAGAGUAUCUUGCACAAGUGAAUCUGAUGAACAUGUGGACCUAUUGA
Telopea speciosissima is the source of this 874-nucleotide messenger RNA. Its product is annotated as RNA-binding protein 42-like. The record is from RefSeq and is a predicted model, not a curated record. Lineage: Eukaryota; Viridiplantae; Streptophyta; Magnoliopsida; Proteales; Proteaceae. Bases 42 to 848 code for a protein of 268 amino acids. The transcript has 6 exons. Gene Ontology annotation, molecular function: mRNA binding.